AACGCAAAAGUAGAUGUAAACGGGUCUUUGAAUGUUUUUUCAUUCUCGAAAAUGGUUAACUAAGCUUAAAAUGAGCUAAUUGUACAACACUCGGUCUCAUUUACAUUCUAUAAAUUAGUAAAUAAAUGUCACAGAAUGGAUUUAUUCCGGAAUGUUGAUAAUAAAGAAAUAUUUACCGAGGUUCUCCAUUUAGCCAUAGAUUACCUGAUUGGAAAUAUUAAUGAAGCACAAACUAUUCGGUUGUCCCACAAAUAUGGAUUUAAAAAUUCAGAUGACUUUCUACUGUCCAUUCGAAUGAUUUCAAAAUGUUAUGAAAACUUUGCCUUAGAAACUACAAAUGAAAAUUUGUCACAGUUUUCUUGCAUUAAUCCUGAAAUGAGUAGACUAGUGGCGACGGUCCUCGCAGCACGUCAGCCUGCAGUAACAAAGCAUGUUGGGCAAUGGGAGUGCACUAAAUCGAAGAAUUUUAUAGAAUCGUUUGUGUGGGACACACGCCUUAUAUUGGGAGAUAGCAAUCUCGGCAGAAAUGUUUAUCAAAUAACCACUAUUGAUUUGAGCUACCGUCGCUCUAAUAUCCAAAAUAGAAUCAAAUUUGAAAUGAAUUUUGCGCUACUCUGUAAUUUUAUAGACCUUUUAGAGAAUUCUUUGGCCUAAUAAAAAAAAUAUUGUGUA
Molecule: messenger RNA, 672 nt
Organism: Drosophila serrata
Lineage: Eukaryota; Metazoa; Arthropoda; Insecta; Diptera; Drosophilidae
Source: RefSeq, a predicted model, not a curated record